CUCCAUCCCACAGCCAUGUCCUGCUUCGAUCUGUGCCGUCCCUGUGGCCCGACCCCGCUGGCCAACAGCUGCAACGAGCCCUGUGUGCGCCAGUGCCAGGACUCCCGCGUGGUGAUCCAGCCCUCUGCAGUCUUGGUCACCCUGCCCGGACCCAUCCUCAGCUCCUUCCCCCAGAACACCGCUGUGGGCUCCAGCACCUCCGCUGCCGUGGGCAGCAUCUUGAGUGAGGAGGGAGUGCCCAUCUCCUCCGGUGGCUUUGGCAUCUCUGGCCUGGGCAGCCGCUUCUCUGGCAGUAGGUACCUGCCCUGCUAA
Messenger RNA from Meleagris gallopavo (turkey), 312 nucleotides. Its product is annotated as feather keratin 1-like. Gene Ontology annotation, cellular component: intermediate filament. Gene Ontology annotation, molecular function: structural constituent of cytoskeleton. The record is from RefSeq and is a predicted model, not a curated record. NCBI's taxonomy places the organism in Eukaryota, Metazoa, Chordata, Aves, Galliformes, Phasianidae.